Messenger RNA from Onthophagus taurus, 2966 nucleotides. RefSeq names its product neuronal PAS domain protein dysfusion (gene dysf). Gene Ontology annotation, molecular function: DNA-binding transcription factor activity, RNA polymerase II-specific; protein dimerization activity; RNA polymerase II transcription regulatory region sequence-specific DNA binding. Gene Ontology annotation, biological process: regulation of transcription by RNA polymerase II. The record is from RefSeq and is a predicted model, not a curated record. Lineage: Eukaryota; Metazoa; Arthropoda; Insecta; Coleoptera; Scarabaeidae.
GAAUAAAGAUUAAUGUUGCGUAUUAAAAUCUCUCAGCAUCCUUAGUUUGAGGAGAUUUUGAUGCAAGAGAAAGAAAGUAAAUCCUACCCGAAAUCUCUCAAAAAUUGUUAUCUUAUUAAAUUCUCACUGUGGGUGUUUAAAUUUUAAUACAUUUUUAGGUGUGGAUGGAAUGAGAAGUGGUUAAGAAAUAAUAACAUAACAUAGGAGUAGAGCAUCAUAUCUAUCCAAUUGAAUAGGGGGGCCGCUCAGGCCGUUGGAAAGGGCACAGAACGUGGACUCGACGAGGCUCAGACCUCUUAGUGCCAGUGGUGGGUGUCGUAGUACAGCGCUCACGUGGCGAGAAGCAUGCGGUGCCGUACCGUGCUUUAAUCCGCAGUGUGUGGCGUCGAAGUGUUAUAUAUAUGACCUUAUCUAUCCGCAGCUACAAUGUUCACACGGUUUGAUGCCAACAAGUCCACAAAGGGUGCCAGUAAACUUCGUCGAGAUUUAAUCAACGCAGAAAUAGCCAAUCUAAGGGAGUUAUUACCUCUGCCUCCUUCGACAAGACAACGUCUCUCACAACUUCAACUUAUGGCUUUGGUUUGUGUUUACGUGAGAAAAGCCAACUAUUUUCAACAAGCUUUCAAAUGCCACGACGCUGGAUUACACCAACCACCAACGCCCAAUAUAGGCUUUUCAAAGGCAUUGAGCGGAUUUCUAAUGAUGAUGACGCAAAAUGGGAAGUUACUCUACAUAUCGGAUAACGCUGCGGAAUACUUGGGCCAUUCGAUGGAGGAUCUAUUGAUUCACGGUGACAGUGUAUAUGACAUCAUCGAUAAACAGGAUCAUCAAGCUAUUCAAUGUGAAUUAGGGAGACCAGUAAAUACAGCAACCAAUAACAAUGCCGGAGAUGAAGCGCGAUUAUUCUUGUGUAGGAUGAAUGUGUCGAGGAACGCGAGGAGGCAGAUGAGAUUUGGGGAUCAAAAGGUGGUGCUGGUGCAGGGGAGAUACUUGUCUUUCCUGCCUUUGUGCAGUCGGAACGAGCCCGUGUUCCUCGCUACCUGCACCCCCAUCGCGAUGCCCGAGACGCGAGAGUGCGUCGUCCAGGGCGCCACGAACGUCUUCACCUCCAUCCACUCCAUGGACAUGCGCUUCAUACACAUCGACAGCAACGGUGAGUUCUAUCUCGGCUUCGCGAGGGCCGACCUUCAGGGAGUCUCCUGGUACCGCCUACUUCACUGGGAAUCGACUAGGGAAGCCCAAACUAAACAUAGAUUAAUUACUCAAUCGGAACAAGAACGAUCUUGCAUUCUUUUAGCCCAAUUUCAAAGAAGAUCUGGCGAAUGGAUUUGGAUGCACUGCGUACUACAAGUAAAAGAAAGCUCGGAGAGUAAUCAACAGCCGGUGAUAGUUUGCACAAAUCAAGUUUUAUCAGAGGCGGAAGCAAGCGUAAUGAGAACCAAUAGUUGGCUAUAUCACUAUUAUUCGGUUCAAAAUAAACUGCAAUACGGUCUCUCCUACGACGUGGGGACUUCGACGAGACUUUUGUACUACCCCGAGCACCAUCAAGGACCAGAAUAUGCAACGAGCCAUGAAACGACCGGAUACGUGCAUUUAGCGCCGAUGCCCGCGCCCAUUCAGACACAUUUGGCGCAUCAUGGAGCGCCCACGCACGCACACCAUAACCAACAUCAUCACCAUCAUCGGCGCGCGGAAUCGGAGCCAGUAGAUUACUCGUAUAGUAAGAGGAAACCCAAAGACAUGCAGAAUUUAGAGUUAGAAGUCGCAGAUGUACAUACGAACGAGGAGGGUGGAAGCGGACUGCUGGUGGUCUCCCAUAUGACGGAGAGACCACGAACUCUUCUCAAGGUGGACCCUAGUGACCUCAUGGACCAAUGGAAUCCUAGUCCUCCGUGGUCGGACACUUUACAAAAAGUACCUGACCUAUGCCAUCAAGAAUUAAGUCCAUACAUCGGCAGUACACCACCGACUCCAACGGCCACUCCUAACGUACACUCCGGAAACGCGUUUUCUUUCGAUUGGAUGCCUGAGCAAUACGUGCCAAGUUUAACAGCCGUUUCCGCCGCGCCGGAAGAAGUGGAACGGCCGAACUAUUGGACAUCGGAACAUAGGUUGUUUCCGUUACAACCUCCACCGAAAAGAAGCCAACCUCCGCCAACCAGAUCGGAAUCAGCCGAUAGAGAUACACCAUAGCGCUGUGAUGUUUAUUAUGUGAAAAUUACUCUCGAUUGUAUACACGUCAAGUGCAAUACACGUAUGUCCCCGUUAAGUUUUCGUGAUGUCACGCCCACCGAACCCCAGUACAAACACCGAUGCGACUCGAUGAGUAUAUAAAUUUUAUUUAUUCGAUGGCAACGAGUAGUGCAAUUUUCGCGUAAGCAUAGGCCCACUGUGAACAAAAUCUACCAAUGAUUCCUACGCAAUGUGUUCAAAUGGUGGCCAAUAGUGAAUAAUAAGUUAAGCUAUUAAAGUAGGAUAAAAUGGUUCCUCCGACCGUAAACAGCACGAACCGACCAGUUCCUCCUCGCGAUGGUAUUAGCUGAUUUAAAAGAAGCCCGACGGCGUAAAAGUAAUUUAGUCAAAUUGAAAGUAUUACGCUAUUUUUUUUUGUUUUACACGGUUGUUAGUGCUACAUGAAUUUUAAGUCGACGCCUCGUCCGCAUUUGGUCUCAACGCGUACGAGAUGCACGCAUAAAGUUGAAGACGGUACAUUGAAGGCGCGCGUGCAACCAUCUGUAUUCACUGUUCAGUAUUAAAGCGAAUUUAAGGAGAUCAAACGGAACGACGGUGCACCGCGAAGAUUUAUUAAUUUAUUGACCUGUUAGUUUAAUUAAUUGUAAUAUAAUUAAAAAUGUUUUUUAUUAAUAUUAUUUUUAAUUUUAAUCCGUCCGGAACAUAGUUCAACAUAAGGCAUGUAAAUUUAUCAGUAUUAUUUCCUAUUAAAAACGUAAACGUUUUACAUAAAA